GUCUACACUGUCUAUAUAAGUAUUGGCUUUAGUCCUACUGUUUCCCCUGCAACUUCCUUACAUUAUUCAACUAGAAAGGAAGGGCAAAAGUUAAGAAGCUGCAUAGAAGAAUAAUGUGCAUCAGUGCAACGCAGAGUAUUCUGUUCCAUCAAAUUCAGACUUCCAAGAACAGGAGACGAUCAAAAAGAUCCAAACUUCAAGUUCUAAGGCUUACCAGGAGGAGAUGUGAAGAGAAGCUGGGGAAAGACAUUGAGCUGAAGAAUCUGCAGCUAUAUCUGAAGAAUCAGACCAUAAUCAAAGAGAAUGAUAAGCUGAGAGAGAAAGCCAAUAUCCUUCAUCAAGAGAACAUAGCUUUAAUGACUGAGUUUCAGAAAAAAUUCCCACAUUUGAAUCAAAGAAAAUGAUGAGAAUCAUAAGAGCUUAACAUGGUUGAUUAUCAUCAGGGUUGCUAGUCUUGCUUGUUUCAUUGCUUUAGUACCUUUAUUUUGCAUCAAAAAAAUGAAAAACUAUCAAUUUCUGCGA
This is a messenger RNA of Cucurbita moschata (crookneck pumpkin), 522 nucleotides long. RefSeq names its product protein LITTLE ZIPPER 1-like. The coding region runs from base 114 to 404 and encodes 96 amino acids. The record is from RefSeq and is a predicted model, not a curated record. NCBI's taxonomy places the organism in Eukaryota, Viridiplantae, Streptophyta, Magnoliopsida, Cucurbitales, Cucurbitaceae. The transcript is spliced from 2 exons.